AUGUCUCGGAUCAAGACGGAGCUAUGGCUUCCGCAAAGGAAGAGCAAUCCGAAUGACCCCUUAGUUCAGGCCGGUGGAUGUGUGGUCGUGACGUUCCCAGACCCUGACAAUCCUAGCUGGGUCAAUCGGGUGUUUCUUUACGACGCCGCAGAUCUCCUCAUCGCCCCCCUCCAGCCCACGCCCGCGCAGAUAGGCCACUCUGACUUAAGCCUAAAAGUGUUCCGAAUCCACUACCGUGAUACAAAAGGCCUCGACAUGGGGACUAUACCUUCUGUUUCUGCAGCUUUGCCCAAGCUGAAGAGAUUUCUGGGCAUACCAGAGGGCCAAUGCCUCACGCUCUUGAAGUGUACGCCAGAGAGUCUUACGCGAACGGACAAGAAUCUCGCGCCACUUGAACACAUCGGUUCCCCAGCUAUGCACGGCUACACAGAUCAGCAGCCAAUCAAUAUAAAUAGCUUGUCUUCAGUACACGCGGCAUCAGCGCUUCUCCCAUUUGAGAAUCAGCCCCUUAACGCUCUUCGAUUCUGUACAAACAUGUGGAUUGCAGGCCUUCCUGCAUAUGCCGAAGAGACUUGGAAGCGUUAA
Aspergillus puulaauensis is the source of this 585-nucleotide messenger RNA. RefSeq lists its product as uncharacterized. NCBI's taxonomy places the organism in Eukaryota, Fungi, Ascomycota, Eurotiomycetes, Eurotiales, Aspergillaceae. The transcript has 2 exons. The record is from RefSeq and is a predicted model, not a curated record. Bases 1 to 585 code for a protein of 194 amino acids. Gene Ontology annotation, molecular function: catalytic activity; molybdenum ion binding; pyridoxal phosphate binding.